Molecule: messenger RNA, 2046 nt
Organism: Humulus lupulus (European hop)
Lineage: Eukaryota; Viridiplantae; Streptophyta; Magnoliopsida; Rosales; Cannabaceae
Product: lecithin-cholesterol acyltransferase-like 4
Exons: 11
Coding region: 209-1816 (535 amino acids)
Biological process (GO): lipid metabolic process
Molecular function (GO): glycerophospholipase activity
Source: RefSeq, a predicted model, not a curated record
CGUAAAGUUAGUUUUCUAAUAUUUUUCAUUGUACGCUUUGUCUCUCCUCCUCCUCCUCCUCCUCCUCAUCAUUCAUCCAUUUCUCCCCAAUUCCCUAGUCCCGUCAAUUCCAUUCCCAAUUCUUCACAAUCGAAGCUCUGAUUUUGGAAUUUUGAUCACAAUUGCAGCUUUAACCAUAAUCUAGGGUUUCGGUAUUUGUGCUGUAAAUAUGGCGUCGCUUUUGGAGGAGAUUGUGGAAUCAGUGGAGAUGUGGUUAAAGCUGAUCAAGAAGCCCCAGCCUUACGUUGACCCGUCUCUUGACCCGGUGCUUUUGGUGCCCGGUAUCGCGGGUUCAGUACUGAAGGCUGUUGAUGAUGAAAGUGGUAAAGAGGAGCGGGUUUGGGUCAGGAUUCUUGCUGCUGAUUACAAGUGUCGGACUAAGCUUUGGUCUCGCUUCGAUCCUACUUCGGGUAGAACUGUGUCUUUGGAUCAAAAAACAAGUAUAGUGGUUCCUGAAGACAGACAUGGUCUCUAUGCAAUUGAUGUUUUGGACCCUGACAUGGUUAUUGGACGUGAGUGUGUUUAUUAUUUCCAUGAUAUGAUUAUUGAAAUGAUCGAGUGGGGUUUCCAAGAGGGGAAAACACUUUUUGGAUUCGGUUAUGAUUUUCGCCAAAGCAACAGAUUGCAGGAGACAUUGGAUCGUUUCAGUGUAAAACUAGAGUCGAUAUAUAAUGCUUCUGGAGGAAAAAAGAUCAAUGUUAUAACCCAUUCAAUGGGGGGUGUUCUCGUGAAAUGUUUCAUGAGCUUGCAUGCUGAUGUUUUUGAGAAGUAUGUCAAGAAUUGGAUUGCAAUAGCUGCACCAUUCCAAGGUGCACCUGGGUAUGUUGCCUCUACCUUUCUAAAUGGAAUGUCAUUUGUCGAAGGAUGGGAACAGAAUUUUUUUAUAUCAAAAUGGAGCAUGCACCAGCUGUUGAUUGAAUGUCCAUCCGUGUACGAAUUGAUGGCUUGUCUGGAUUUUGAUUGGGAGCACAUUCCUUUGUUAGAAGUCUGGCGAGAGAAGCUUGUUGAUGAAAACUCUCAUGUAGUGUUGGAGUCUUAUUCCCCUGUAGAGAGUGUAGAAAUUUUCCAGAAAGCUCUUUCAAGUAACUCGGUGAAUCACGAUGGUGAAAAUAUUCCUCUGCCAUUCAACUUGGAGAUCUUGAAAUGGGCUAAUGAAACACGAAAGAUCCUUUCUCGAGCAAAAGUUCCUUCCCAAGUCAAAUUCUUCAAUAUAUAUGGGACCGGUCUUGAUACACCUCAUAGUGUAUGCUAUGGGAAUGGGCAAACACCUGUAAAAGAUCUUCAAGAACUAAGAUAUUUCCAGCCAAGUUACAUUUGUGUUGAUGGUGAUGGGACGGUACCAGUAGAAUCGGCAAAGGCUGAUGGGCUUAAUGCAGAAGCAAGGGUUGGUGUUCCUGGCGAGCAUCGAGGAAUCCUUUGUGACCAUCACGUAUUUCGGAUUCUAAAGCACUGGCUGAGGGCAGAUCACGAUCCUUUCUACAAUCCUCUAAAUGAUUAUGUUAUUCUACCAACUGCUUUCGAAUUGGAAAGCCACAAAGAGAAGGGUUUGCAAGUGACAUCGCUGAAAGAAGAGUGGGAGAUCAUCUCAGGGAACACAGAGGAUCAAGACGAUGUGGCUACUAAAAAGCCUUUAGUGAGCUCUAUAACAGUUUUUCAGAAUGGAGGCAACAAUCAAUCUUCCCGAUCUGAGGCCUGCGCAACUAUUGUUCUGCACCCCCAGAAUGAUGGUAAACAGCACGUAGAAUUGAAUGCUGUAAGUGUCUCAGUUGAUGCUUAAAUUGAUUCCAAUUAAAUUUCUGUGAUUUGAAGUGAAAGUCCUGUACAUAGAAACCUUCAUUGUCAGUGUUCCUGGAUUUAAUAUUCCAUUGUAAGAUAUGCCACCAAUUAUAUGUACGUAGCUCAAGUGUGAAUUCAUGGACUGUUAUUCUGUUGCCUUUUUCUAAUAUUAAAGAAAAGGAAAAAGAUCUACCAUGACUGCGCAAGACCUCUUGUGCUUAAUUCUAUAAA